AUGUCUGCUACACAUAGUCUCAUCCAGAAUGCCUUUGAUGCCGCGAUUCAGGAAUUCAAAGCGAACCUCAACAACGAUACAGUCUACCAGAAGAUCCUCUCCGUUACCUCCAUCGACAAAGUCUACGACCUCACCGAUCAGCUCCAGGCCGAACAAGGCAAAAAGGGGCACCUACGACACCUGGCCAAGAUCGAGCCUUACCUGAACCGUCUCCGCGACUACGUAGCAGUGAUUGAAAACUUUGUCCAGAUCAAACCGGAGGUCAUGGCCCUUAUCUGGGGUCCGAUCAAGCUGCUGCUCCAGUGGAGUAGCAUUCUGGCUCAGUCCUUUGAUGCAAUCCUUCAGACUACGGGCGAUAUCGGGGCCUUGCUGCCGGAGUUCAAGGAUUGCGCGGUCUUGUUUGCGCAGAACAGUCGUAUCUAUGAUCUGAUGGUGCUGUUCUUCAAGGAUAUCCUGGACUUUUACCAGGUGGGGUUGAAAUUCUUCACCAUGUCGCGUUGGAAAUACUUCUUCGAGUCUGUCUGGCCCCACAAAAGGGAUCGCAUCAACCUGGUCAAGACUCAUAUCGAAAGACACUCUCUGCUCAUGCGGAAUGAAGUACGCCUAGAGCACAUUCGCGAGGAACACGAGGCUCGAUUGAAGGCGUUGGAGCAUUUCAAAGCCGAGGAACGUGCUCAACGACUACAGCAGUUUCAUGUGAUCAAGACUGAUGUUAACCCGAGAAUGUACGAUGACAAGCUGAACUGGUGUCAUGGUCGCAUUUGUGACGGAUCAGGCGCAUGGCUGUUUAGGGACAAGGCUUUCACCCACUGGUUGGAUUUCUCUGCUAAGACGCCGCCCGUUCUCUGGCUUCAAGGCAUUCCAGGCGCCGGCAAAACAUUCCUUGCCAGCUUAGUAGUAGACAAGGCGCGCACAGUAACCCACACGGCCUUCGCUUUCCUGAGUCACACAUACAGUAGCAGUACUUCAGCUCUAAGCGUGCUGCACUCUUUGAUAUUCCAGCUCGCUGGGCGAAAUGAGGAUAUGCAGGAUGUGCUCUGCCAUUCCACCCACGACCGCAUCCGGAGCGAUGUUGCCGUUGCCGUCGAGCUUCUCAGAGACCUACUGAAUUGUGCAGGUCCCGCAUUUCUAGUUGUCGAUGGUGUGGAUGAGAUAGAAGAGCUUGAGCGUGGUAUUCUCCUCAAGCAGCUUCUGCUCCUGUCCGAAACGUGCCUCGAAAUGCGGGUUUUUAUCAGCAGUCGGCGAGAGAGCGACAUUGCUGCCAUUCUGGAAAAGAUCUCGGAGUCAAUUCGAAUUGACAAAAGAAACGAGGAAGGCAUUCAGGCAUUUGUAAGUCAGCAGCUGCGACAGAUGUUUGAAAGUCGUGAGUUUCCACCCGACGUCCAGACGCAAAUUCGCCAAUCCAUGGAGCCGCUAGCUUCAAAAGCCAAUGGGAUGUUCUUAUAUGCUAAGGUUGUCUUGAGCAGUAUCGAGCUGCUAGACGAUGUCGCGGAGAUUUGUGAGGAGUUGAGCCUCUUACCAGAAGAUCUGGACAGCGCAUAUGCGCGAAUCCUACUUCGGAUUAAUAAUCUGCGACCGCCAUCUGUAAAGGCGAAAGCCAGAAGGAUACUAGCCUGGGUGGGCUGCUCACCCACGCCAUUGACUUUGCGGGAGAUGGAGCAAGCCUUGAGUAUUCAGCCCGGCAAUUUCAAUGCAGGAAGAAAAUUGAGCGCAGCUCCAGAUCUCAACAAGCUAUGUGGACCAAUAGUUGAGGUUGCUGGCGAGGACGUCCAGUUCGUCCACUUUACGGUCAAAGAAUACUUCUUUAGUACAGCCGUAACCGGCCAUAUCAGUUUGAUCGAUGGAACUCUCGACUUAGCAACAACCUGCAUUACAUAUUUCUGUCAGGGAUUUCACAAUCCUGAUGUCGUCAGCGAUGACGAUCAAUUCACUCAGCAUCUCUUUGAAGGUAGUUAUAGGCUGCAUUAUUAUGCGCAGGAGAGAUGUUUUGAAGUCCUUCAGAUCUACCUACGCUUGUUGAAGGGUGUAAAGACUCCCCUGAGCCUUUUGAAUUGCCUCAACAUGUUCAUGGCUACGCUCAGGAAUGAUCAAUUCGCGCUCGCGACGGAUGACGGACGCAUUGUAACAGCUUCAUUUCUGCACGCCUUUCGAGCAGAUCACCCAGAGCUUUAUCAGUUUCUUUACAACAUCUAUCGAUUCCGUCAUAUGUGCUCACAAGAAUCAUAUCAUCUCAAUGAAGAAACGAAAUGGAUUGAUUUUGAUCCACUAGUAUCAUCCCAAGUGUCAAUUCGACUUUACCAAGGCAUCGAAAAAUUGCAGUGCGCUUCCGGCUCCCACACUCCCGGAUGCCAAUGCGGCCUUCUCGACCGUGUAAUCGGUUUACAGCCCUACAAAUGCGGGUAUUUGAAUUGCCCUUUCCAGCGGCGUGGGUUUGAGUCCAUAGCAAUACAAAAGCGACAUGAAGCCGAACAUACUCGCGUUUGGAAAUGUUCUGUUUCAGGUUGUGAGUAUGAAAGAACUGGAUUCUUGUCUGUGAAUAUGAGAGACCAGCAUGCAAUCAAAGCUCACCGAAAGCCAUAUGAUUCUAAUGACAUUCUUCACGACAGCCAUAUGUCACCCGAGGACGAGGUAGAGUUCAUCCUAGAUCUAAUCAGGUCUAACGAUGUUGAGGCUAUCAAUUCCCUUCCCCUUACUAAAUUGAAGGCGAUAUUUGGACAUAGAAGCGACGAUUCUUAUAGUCUGGGAAGGAUACUGGGAAGGUUUGGGUCUACCUCAACUGUUGGGGUACUUUUGCAAUUUGCCGAAUUGUUACCAACCUAUUCAGGAGCUAUACAGGCCUCGAAUACUGACCUUCUCAACUGGCUUAUUGAUGCAAAAGCAAUAGACAAAUGGCCUGGAUAUGUAGCAUAUGUUUGCAGACAUUUCGCCCGGUGCGAUUCGGCAGAGAUGCACGACUUUGGCCGCAGAUGGUUUGCAAUGAUUCGAGAUGUGGAAGGACAAGAACCUUACAUGCUGUUUGACGCAGUCACGAACAAAUAUGUGAUCGGUGCUACAGCAAGCAAACCGGGCAGAGAGGACUUUUUAGUCUCACUGUGGGAUACGGUUUGGCUGAACAUCAAACCAGUUGCUAUUUCAAGGGCGUUAAAGAACGUUGCAAAGACAAGUUGCUCUCUAAGACUUGGGCAAACCCUGAUUCAACAUGGAGCUAGCGUCAAUGAGAUUGUCAAAGGCAGGCCUUCGGCACUCGAACAUGCAACACGCAAAUCUACAGCUCAGAAUGCUGAAUUCGCCAAAUUCCUUCUAUUUCAUGGCGCCAACCCACAGCACACUUCGGUCCUCGGAAUAAAAAUAUCUGACCAGAUUGGGGCGAAGAGGAUAUCUCGUUGGCUUGGAGUUUCAUGGGACGACUUGAUAGAUCAGGCUAGGGCCCAUGCAGAUUGA
Molecule: messenger RNA, 3441 nt
Organism: Aspergillus aculeatus ATCC 16872
Lineage: Eukaryota; Fungi; Ascomycota; Eurotiomycetes; Eurotiales; Aspergillaceae
Exons: 7
Coding region: 1-3441 (1146 amino acids)
Source: RefSeq, a predicted model, not a curated record